Drosophila navojoa is the source of this 5334-nucleotide messenger RNA. It is a transcript of the gene Hasp, whose product is annotated as Hig-anchoring scaffold protein. Lineage: Eukaryota; Metazoa; Arthropoda; Insecta; Diptera; Drosophilidae. Gene Ontology annotation, molecular function: peptidase inhibitor activity. Gene Ontology annotation, cellular component: extracellular region. The record is from RefSeq and is a predicted model, not a curated record.
CUGCAUUUCGUGUUGUUUCGCCAAAGUGUGCAGUUUGCAGUUUACAAGGCAGCUUGCGAAAUACGCACCAAGUAGAAAAAAAAAGAUUAUUAAAAUCGAGCAUAAAAUGCUGCAGAAGUAAACCAAUUGGGGCCGAUGUAAAUCCAAUUGGAAUAACAACAACCACAACGCAAAACCCUCUAAUCAAGAACCCCAGCUGAAAAACAGGCCAGCAAAAUGAAUCGUCUGCUGCUGCACUGUUUGGUGGCCAUGAUUCUGGUCUACAAAGUCAUCUCGGUGCCCACCAGCCAGACGACCGCAUUGAGUGGCCUAGCAACUACCACAGAGAUACCCCAGCAGGAUGAUGACGACGACGAUUGGGACGAGGGCGAUGAUUCGCUGGAGUCCGAUGAUGAUGGACGCGUCUACAAGAAUCCACGCAAUUCCCCGUCCACGGAGUGCCCGCGCGAUGAGGAGCAGGCCACGCUGUUGGGCCAGAAGUGUUUGCGCAAAUGCUCCUCCGACGAGGAUUGCAAGAGCAAGAAGAAGAAGUGUCUAUGCGACGGCGUUUGCGGCAAUUCGUGCAUCAAGCCAGAUCGCGAGUGUCCGGAACUCGCCCAGCCCAGCCUGGGCCAAGUCACCGUCGCCGGCCGUCACUUUGGCGCUCGCGCUUCCUAUGCCUGUCCCCAUGGCUACCAUGUGGUGGGUCUCCAGAGUCGCCUCUGCCAGGCCGAUGGCAACUGGGCCGGCGCUGAGCCAGCCUGCAAGCAGAACAUCUACUGCCUGAAGCCGCCCCAGAUCGAGCACGCGCGCAACUCGGCUCUGCCGGAGCAGGAAACCUUCGACUUGGACUCGACGGUGCAGUACCACUGCUACACGGGCUAUGUGACCAACGGAUUUCCGCGCGCCAAGUGCCUGGCCAUCGAUAAUCAGGCCAGUUGGUAUGGACCCGACAUACAGUGCGAACCUCGCUCCUGUGGACAGCCUCCAGAUCCGGCGUACGGCUGGCAUGCCGGCGAGUGCUACACCUACGGCUGCAAGAUCACCUACAACUGCGGCACCGGCUACGAGCUGGUGGGCAAGCACGAGCGCUACUGUCAAUCGGAUGGCUCCUGGACGCCCAAGGAGCUGCCCACCUGUGUCUUGGUCACUUCUGUGGUCUGUCCGACGCCAGAGAAUCCUAAGAAUGGCAAGGCUACGUACACCACCUUGGCGUACAAUUCGGUGGUCAGUUACGAGUGUCGCUACGGUUACACCCUGGUGGGUGAGAGCUCAAGCCGCUGCGGAGCCAGCGCCAAGUGGAGUGGAGUUGUGCCCAGUUGCAAAGAAAUCAAUUGUGGACAUCCGGGUGUGCUAUACAAUGGCUGGAUCGAGAACAUUGAGGCAGGGACUGGGCUGGGGGCUAGCAUCAUCUUUCGGUGCCAGCCCGAGAUGCUGAUCAACGGCCUGGGCUCGAGCGUCUGUCAGAUCGAUGGCCGUUGGCGCAAUGCGCUGCCCGAGUGCUUGGCGCCCUGUGUGGUGCCUACCAUAUCGCAGGGAUUCGUUAUACCCAUUGAGAUAAUUACAGAUGAGAAUGGUACGACAAUAGUCACGCCGACUACGACGACAACGCCGUCGCCGACGCAGAUAGUGGGCGGAGUGGAGAAAGUCAAGCACGGCACAGCGCUGGAGGUGAGGUGCGAGGAGAAUUAUGAGUUUCCCGUUUCAUUGCUAAGUCCACCGACCUGCAACAACGGCACCUGGAGCAUCAUACCCCGCUGUGUGCCAGCACGCUGCAAGAGCAUGCCGAAGCCGCCGAAGCACGGCAUGGUAAUGGCUCCGAAGACGGAGCACGGCAUGAAGGCGAGAUUCAAGUGCAAGGACGGCUUCAAGCUGGUCAGCCCCGAGGGUAAGGAUAUCACCGAUCCACACGACUAUGUGCUAACCUGCUCCUUUGGCAACUGGACGGGAGAGACGCCCAAGUGCGACGAGGUAUUCUGCUCAUUUCCGGGCUACAUACCCCACGGCAAGGUGCUGCUCGUGGGCAACAUGGGCCUCUACGACUAUCGUCCGUAUGUCAAGAAGAUUGUGAACAACAAGCAGAUCAUGUACGACUGCGACAAGGGCUACGUGCUGGAGGUGGGUCCACCAGGCGCUACUUGCGUGGGUGGCAAAUGGCGGCCUUUGGAUUUGCCGCAAUGUCUGCUCAGCCAGCAUCCGCGUCUGCGCUGGAAUCGACGUCGGCGUCGUUCAUUGCAGCUGCGUCAACUGCGCUCCAUCUAUUUGCUGCGGCGCCAGCGUCAAUUGCAACGACAACUGGCAGAGCAUCAGGAUUUCCUAGGUCUACAGUCUGCCAUGGUUCAGCCCGCAGCUGGAGCAACGAUGGCCGCACGCGUGAAGCGCAACGCCAAUAACAAUGAGAGUCCCUCGGACAUUGAGUUGGCCUACUCCAAGUACUAUCAGAAGAUCAAGGAACGCUACCAGCGCUAUGUGCGCAAAAUCUUGGGCCAUAAUCGACUGUUCCAGCAGACGCACGGUCAGAAUGGACGCUGGUAUAACCAGUACAAUAAUCCAGAGCUGGACAUGAUGCGCAAGGCCUCACGGUGGCGCAAUGAGGUCGAGGAGGAUAUCGCUGAGCAUCGAGGGCGUGGAUCGCUGCCUGUGCCCGACAUCAAUCAGAGCUCGCGUUACAGCCAUUCGCGCAACUCCAACGAGGCACCAGCUCCACUCUCGCAUGGCUCCGUGGAGCGCAAGCUGCAUGGCAACGGCACAAAAUCAUUGAUCGAACAACUCAAGUCUCAAAUUGUGCGUCGACGGCGCAGGCGCAGCACCAGCAUCGGAGCCACGGGCACACCGCCGCCCGAAACCGAGCUGGAUACGAGCGACGGGGCUGACGCCAACAAGGCAGCCGGUGGCAAGCGACUGCGAGGUCCCUGCGAGGAGCUCGACUGGGACUCGUUUGCCAACAUAACGGUAGUGCGUCCGGGCAAAGCGCCCGGCCGAAACUCGGUGGGCAUAAUGCUGCAACUGGAAUGCAAUGCGGGCUUCAAGCUAAACAUUAAGGGCGAGAAUGCGACUGCGCGUUGCAUACGCGGCAUCUGGAAGCCGGAUGUGCCCAAGUGUAUGUCCGCUCCGUGUCUAGUGCCAGCCGUGGAGCACGGCCAGUACUACAAGGUGGAGCCGCACACCAAACAGCUAAGCGACAAGCCAUCCCUGACGCCACUGUCCACCUACGAGGAGAUUCAGUCAAAUGAAUUCAUAACCCUGGAAUGCGAGGAUGGAUUCAAUAUACAGGGUUCCGCUCAGCUGCGCUGCGCUCAUGGCUCCUGGUCUGUCAACGCCUUUUCCGAAUGCACCUCCUUGCCCUGCACUCUGCCCAACAUACCCGGCGUUAUCUAUGAGGGCGGCUAUCGCGCGGGUCUGACCAUUGGCCAUGGCAGCACAGUCAGUGUGCGCUGUGAGCUGUCCACGAACGCCAAUCCCAUUGAGAUGUCGUGUCACAAAGGCGUCCUAACCCCGCCCAGCGUGCACUGCGAAACUGGCUUGCGCAAGUCACGCGAGGAACUGGAGCAUGUCACGCCCACGCCCACAACGCACAGCAAAAUCGAGCACAACGAAUUGGACAACGAUCAUCACGAUAACAACACAGACGAGCACGGCGAGGAGUUGAAAAUGUGCGGACAUCCGAGCUUGACAGACGGUGCUUUGGUCUACAAAAACGCUGACCAUGCGGAAAUAGAAGGGGCCUACGAGAGCGGCACGGAGAUCUUCUUCAAUUGCAUUCCCAACGCCGCUGGCGAUCGGCAAACCUGGCGCAUCAUCUGCGACAAUGGACAAUGGAUAGGUCGCUCCUAUAACUGCGAGAACGGCACGUGUUUGUUUCGCAACAAUGAGGCAAAUGUGGUUAGCUUCUACAACGACUUGGAGAUAAGAGAGGACAUUGUGGAAUUUCCUCCAGGCGCUACAAUUAUAUCCAGAUGCGUGGACAUUGGCAAGUUCUCCAUGACGGGCAGUCAUGAGCGCACCUGCAUUCACUCCGAGUGGACAAACACGAAGCCCGUCUGCUCAGGCCUGAAUCAGGAGAACGAUUAUGCGAUGGAGAAGGCGCCCACCAUACUGUUCCGUCACCAGAACGGGCCCAUUGCCCAGAGCAACGAUGGCAAAUUGAUUGUGUAUCCGGGCACCACGCUGCACAUGGAAUGUCUCUGGAUGCGACGCUUCGGCAAUCCCAAAUGGAAUGUCAGUCACACACACAAAAACUACACUGAGGGCUGGGUAACCGAGGCCGAUGAGGGCCGAGACUCAACGCUGGAAUACCGUUUGAGCAUAUUCGAUGCUGUUGCCGACGAUACGGGCAUUUACUCCUGCAUGACACCGGCCAGGCACGAGCAUGCCGUCGAGGUGGUGGUGAAGGCGAUAAAUUGCCCGGAGAUACCGAUUAGGCGUGGCCUGAUCGUAAGCACGAACGAUACGAAACUGAGCACACGCGUGCUGUUGUCCUGUUCGAAUGGCAACUCGUUGAUUGGCGCAUCGGAGCUGUUUUGCUUGCCCAGUGGCAAUUGGAGCGCACUGUUGCCGGUUUGCGAGAGCGUGGAGUGCGGCGAUAUACCGCUGAUGCCGAACAAUGUUAGCUCACCGCGCGUCUCUGUGCUGUCACGUGAGGUGGGCGGGCGAGCGGCAUUCUCCUGCUCCACGGGUUACGGAUUGCGCGGCCCCACGGAGGCCAUCUGUUUGCCUACGGGCGAAUGGGCGACACCGUUUCCCACCUGUGUCGAAGUGCAAUGCGAUAAUCCGGGCGCGCCGCAAAACGGUUACGCCCAGGGCUCGGCACCAUAUCGUGCCGGCGACGUGGUCCAAUUCAAUUGCAACCCGGAAUAUAUGAUGCAAGGUCAGCCAAUAAUUGCCUGUCAGGAUAACGGACGCUGGUCGGGCGGUUUGCCCAAAUGUGUGCAGGCCUGUUCGUAUCCAGGGACCGCAAUAAGCGGUCGCAUGUCAUCCGUUAAGUUCUACUAUGCCAUUGGCGAGAGCAUCACCUUCACCUGUGAUGCCGGCCUCGAGCUGCGCGGCUCCAAGGUCCUCAAGUGCAUGAAGAAUGGCAAAUGGUCGAGUGCCAUACCCACUUGUGUUGCCAACGAUGCGCCCGCUGGCGCCGUUGGCACCAAUAAACAUUUGACAACCAUGGGCUAAGUCCCCAUCCGUGAAUUGAGUUUAAAAUCAAAAGUGAUACUAAUACAUAUGUAACAGUAACAGUAACCAAAUGCGAAACACACGCGGAUAGUCGAAUACUGACAUUUUCUUGCGAUUUAACAAUAAUUGUAAUAGAUAUUGUCCAACGGCGUCAUUUUACUAUUAAUAAAUGUUCGGUCUAAAAUCAGA